AUGGCCAGCCACCUUGUCGGCACGGCUGAUCUCAACCUCAUCGAGGCCCCAGUCACCUGGCAUGCCUAUCUGAUAUGUGGCUUUGCCAGCUUUGGAGGUAUUCUCUAUGGCUAUGACUCUGGCUACAUCUCGGGUGUUCUGGGCAUGCCCUAUGUCAAGAAGCACUUCGGUCAUGCGGUGCCCAAGUCCAAGGAUCCGGACGGCUACAUCAUUUCCACCUCGCGCAAGUCGCUCAUCACCUCCAUCCUCUCUGCUGGUACCUUUAUCGGCGCGUUGAUCGGUGGCGGUGCCGCUGAGCGUCUUGGUCGUCGCCUAACCAUCAUGCUCUCGUGUAUGAUCUUCUCCUUUGGUGUGGCUGUUCAGGUCGGUACUGUCAACAUCGCUGGUCUUGUAGCAGGUCGAUUCGUCGCUGGCUUGGGUGUUGGGGGUGUCUCUGCUACUGUCAUCCUUUAUGUCUCUGAGAUCAGUCCUCGCAAGGUCCGCGGGCUGUUGGUUUCUGUCUACCAAUGGGCGAUCACAAUUGGAUUACUCGUGGCAUCUGGCGUCGAUCAAGGCUGCAAAAACCGCCCUGAUCGGUCCUCAUAUCGUAUUCCCAUUGGAAUGCAGUUCAUGUGGGCCUUCAUUCUCGCCGUUGGACUUUUCUUCCUGCCUGAGUCCCCUCGCUACUACGUCAAAUGUGGUCGGAUGGAGGAUGCCCUCCGUUCCCUGGAGCGAGUUCGUGGUCAGCCCGGAACCAAUCCGGCUAUUCAAGCGGAACUUGCAGAGAUCAAAGCCAACUUCGAGUAUGAAAAGCAAAUUGCGAGCACUUCCUGGGCCGACUGCUUCAAAGGUGGCAUGUCUCGCCGUGGAAAUCUUCACCGAGUCAUCAUGGGAACUUGUUUGCAAAUGUUCCAGCAGUGGACUGGUAUCAACUUCAUCUUCUACUACGGCACCACUUUCUUCCUGCAGGUGGGCAUCAAGAAUCCCUUCUUGAUCUCGACCAUCACGGGCGUUGUCAAUGUUGCGACUACCCCUGCCUCGUUCUACAUGAUGGAAAAGUUUGGUCGCCGUAAGCUCCUCAUUUAUGGUGCCGCUGUCAUGUGUGCCUGUGAGUUUAUCGUCGCCAUCGUUGGCAUUGCCGCCAAGGGACAACACGCUGCAGAGAUCUGUUUGAUCGUCUUCACUUGCUUCUACAUCGCUGCGUUUGCUACCACCUGGGGUCCUGCUGCGUGGGUCUUCAUCGGCGAGAUCUAUCCACUCCCCAUUCGCGCCAAGGGCGUCGCGCUUGCAACAGCCUCAAACUGGCUCUGGAACUGUAUCAUUGCCGUUAUCACCCCAUAUAUCGUGGAUGAGGACAAGGGUAAUCUGGCAGCCAAGGUCUUCUUCGUCUGGGGCAGCGCUCUCGUUUUGUGCUUCAUGUUUGCCUUCUUUGUCGUUCCUGAGACCAAGGGUUUGUCUCUCGAGCAAGUCGACAAGAUGCUUGAGGAGUCUACUCCCAUGACUAGUGCUAACUGGAAGCCUCAUGAUACUUUUGCUCAUGAAAUGGGCAUGGUUGAUAAGCAGGAGCCUACAGUUAGCCACCUCGAGGAACACCCCUCGCCUGCAGAGCGGCUCGGUCGUUACAAUGCGGUUUAG
Messenger RNA from Penicillium waksmanii, 1614 nucleotides. RefSeq names its product sugar porter family MFS transporter. The transcript has 4 exons. Gene Ontology annotation, cellular component: membrane. The record is from RefSeq and is a predicted model, not a curated record. Lineage: Eukaryota; Fungi; Ascomycota; Eurotiomycetes; Eurotiales; Aspergillaceae. Gene Ontology annotation, biological process: carbohydrate transport; transmembrane transport. The coding region runs from base 1 to 1614 and encodes 537 amino acids. Gene Ontology annotation, molecular function: carbohydrate:proton symporter activity.